Molecule: messenger RNA, 2037 nt
Organism: Vollenhovia emeryi
Lineage: Eukaryota; Metazoa; Arthropoda; Insecta; Hymenoptera; Formicidae
Product: mitochondrial fission process protein 1
Exons: 4
Coding region: 952-1452 (166 amino acids)
Biological process (GO): mitochondrial fission
Cellular component (GO): mitochondrion
Source: RefSeq, a predicted model, not a curated record
CGUUUAACAAUGAUUAUUGGACUGAUAUUUCCGCGCGCGGCGCUGAACGGAGACUUCGGGUCGAUGAAUUUUCGAGCGGUUCCGCGACAUGACUUACGCGUUGUUGAAAUAGUUUUAUUAGCAAUUCUAAAUAUUUUAACGAUAUGAUUGCGUGUUACGCGCGCGCGAAGGCUGCAAUUUGGGCGACUCGGUCUUGAUUCGUGCACAAAGACAUCGUCUUCGAGCGUGUAUAUGUAGGCUAUAAGUGUUUUUGGCGCGAUCUCCUAAAUUACGCUUAUACUUCAUGUAUCUCGAGAACGAGACUGGAAUAUUUAAGUCGUCUGCAGCUUAAAUUGAAAUUGCUAAGACGAUCGAUAUAUUUACAUGUGCAUCGAGAAUUUUAGUGAUAACCUUACGUUGUUAACCUCACGUGCAUUUUUCAAGCAAAUUAGGUUAAUUCGAUUUAACUUUGUUGGCUUAAUAGGAUUCAUACGUUUAGUACAUUUAUUCGUUAUUACGUAAUAGAAAAAUGUAAAAGGGUUCAUUCGGACAUUGAAACACAUUUGAAAAAUGAAAAUUUUUAGCAAAAGGAAGUUUUUGCUUUCUCUUGCACAAGAGUACAAUUACAUUUAUAAAAUAGUAUUAUAAUUUUAAAAAAUUGUAUAAUUAUCCGCUCUCGCUUUCGAUUGUAUUUUUUUUUAUCAAUACGAAUCGACGGGCAUAUCGACUGCGAGCGUGCGACCUUAUCGACUUCUCGAAUCUUUCUGCCCUGGCUGUGUUCAGCCGCUGAACUUCAGCUUUGACUGCGAUCUGUUUUGGAACGGUUUCUACCUCGAGUACUUUUUCCCGUCGUAAUUCCACAUUUUAUCGGCCGACAUCCGUGGCCGAGAGUUCCCUCGGCACCGAACGCCGCGAAGCGCCGUCAGGUUAUGUCAUCACGCGAGAGAUAGUCGGAAAACCGACGAUUCUAGGAUGAUGAACGAUCGGGAAGAGGUGGACCUGUAUCGGGACACGUACGUGAGAUACUUAGGUUAUGCCAACGAGGUCGGAGAAGCGUUUAGGAGCCUCGUGCCAAAGUCCAUCGUAUGGUUCAGCUAUGCGUUAUCGAGCGGAUAUGUACUCGCGGACACGGUGCACAAGGGCGUAAAGGUCUACCAGGUGGACGCUACACCACAGAGGACCAGAAAUGUUCUAUUGUCCACGUCGGACACUUUGAUAUGGCAGUCAUUCGCGUCGGUGAUCAUUCCCGGCUUUACCAUAAACAGGAUCUGCGCGGCGGUUCAGUUUGCCCAGAGGAAGAGCAUGAGAGCGGCCUGGAAGAAGCCUUGGAUCCCUACGCUUAUUGGUCUGGUGUCCAUUCCUUUCAUAAUACAUCCUAUAGACCACACCGUGGAGAAGGCAAUGGAUGUUAGUUACAGGAAGUGGACGGGAUACCAUCCAAAGGGGCCUCUAUGUGGUAUAAAACAUGAAUAACGAUAGUUAUUCAUGCUGGUAGUUGAAUUGAUUAUAGUAACCUGAGAGAGGUCGUGCUUAAGCGAGCUAUAUUACUAAAUGUAUUGAAGAAUUUAUUCAAUUUUGUACACAGAACAACUAAAAGUUCUCGUAUUAAUACCGAUGCAAGAAUAUAAUCAUAUUUUUUACGAUCUCUAUUGCCUAAGGACGAUUUAAUGAUCAAAUUAACGCCUGAAAGUUUCCUUAAAAUAAUUAAAAUUCUUUGUAAUGUGAUAUACAAGAUAAGGAUAGUAAAAUAUGUGAUGUAAAUUCUAUGAAAGAGUAACUUAAGGUGAAUUUAAAGCAAGUUGAGCUGAACUCAAUAUCCGUACCAAAAAUCGUUCCAAAGAAACAUUUACACGAUCUCUCCUGGUUUAGAAACGGUGCGGCACACGCGCGUAUUACUGCCUAAUAUAGUACAACGGAAUGCACUUAGAAGACUGCUGUUCAUUCCAAAAAUGUAAAAUAUUUUUGUUAUAAUGUACAUAUUAUGCAGCUGUAUGUGCAUUAAGAUUUUUAGGGCGACUGUUGAACUAUUGAAUAAAGCUAUUGAUUUAAUUCCCCAGU